This is a messenger RNA of Protopterus annectens (West African lungfish), 1012 nucleotides long. It is a transcript of the gene TMEM86B, whose product is annotated as transmembrane protein 86B. Lineage: Eukaryota; Metazoa; Chordata; Ceratodontiformes; Protopteridae. Bases 1 to 867 code for a protein of 288 amino acids. The transcript is spliced from 3 exons. The record is from RefSeq and is a predicted model, not a curated record. Gene Ontology annotation, cellular component: membrane.
AUGGCGAACCAGAAUUGCCCUAGGUCCACACAGCAGGCAGCGUUGCUCCUGCUGUACAAUGCUAAAAGACUGCGGAAAGGUGAUGAUGGAUGGCAAAGAAGAGGUAAUGGAACACAGGCAGCUGUCAUUGAUUCUGCUCAUUUCUCUGAAGUGUAUGGCAAGCCAAGAGUGAAAAGCAUUGGCCCUAAGCUCAUUCCUUUUCUGAAUACAGUAUGCAUUUACUUCAUCCUGUGGCUGCCUUCCUCUGAGCCCAGCUGGUUCAGUGCACUAAUAAAAUGCCUUCCUAUCUUAAGCCUUGGCAUCUUCCUUCUGGCUUAUAGUGUCAGUAUUGGGGCUAUGAACUCCUACUCCAAAAGGAUCCUGCUUGGACUUCUGUUUUCUGCUGGAGGAGAUGUCUGUCUGAUAUGGCCUCAGUUUUUUCUUCACGGAAUGGUGAUGUUUGGAAUCGCUCAUUUACUGUAUAUUACUGCGUUUGGCAUGCGACCCUUGAAACUGAAAAUCUUUCUUGUCUUUGCCCUUCUGGGUGGUACACUUUACUUUAUUAUGCAUCCAUAUCUACAAGAACCUUUUCUUUACACAGUUGGCAUUUAUACUGCAUUGAUAUGUAUUAUGGGCUGGCGAGCCCUUGCUAGGGUGAAACUCUCCUCCUAUGGCUGGUCAUGGACACGUGCAUACAGUGCUAUAGGUGCCAUCACAUUUAUGGUUUCGGACUGUACCUUAGCAGUGGAUAGGUUCUGCAUGCCCUUGCCAUAUGCACGGGCCAUUGUCAUGGGAACAUAUUACACAGCCCAAAUGCUAAUCGCACUUUCCAUUAUAGAUACUUCCACUGAUUAUGGUGAUGAUAAUCUCCUCUGGAAGAAAAAAUAACUAUUCAUUUACUCUGAGAUGCUGUUAAAUUAUUGCUAUGUCCUAACAGACAUGACUGUUUUGGAAAUCUAUUGUCAUAAUGUACAUACAUAUCAUAAGACAGCCUCAUUUUUUAUUAACGUGUAUUAAGGUAAAAAUGUUAAAA